Molecule: messenger RNA, 303 nt
Organism: Necator americanus (New World hookworm)
Lineage: Eukaryota; Metazoa; Nematoda; Chromadorea; Rhabditida; Ancylostomatidae
Exons: 1
Coding region: 1-303 (100 amino acids)
Source: RefSeq, a predicted model, not a curated record
AUGAGAGAUCGGGCCGUCAUCAACAUCGAAAAUUACACCGUACACUCCGGCGAUGCUGAUGAAAGGAAAGUAGGAGGCUGCGCAAUAGCUGUUAGGAACGAUUAUAACAGCCUAGUGGAGGAGUUUGGAUCAACGUCGUCAAGAUGUGCUUUUGUACGAUUGCGGGAUCGCAGAAGACUCAAACUCUGGAUUGUAAGUGCUCACCCACCUACGGAGACCACAGACGACCACAACAAGCACGCGUUCUAUGAUGAACUGAAUAUCCAAGAUACCAAGCCAGCAGCCGGUAGUUGUCGAAAGUGA